UCUAACGUUCUUGCUAUAUACAUGGUUGCACUGGAAAUAUAAGCCACGUAGUUCAACGAUCUGUACUUAUACUAGGAUCAGGAAUCAAGUCGAAGGACGGACUGACUUUCACCGGGUGAUCGCCAUGUUUAUACCGGGGCUAAGGAGCUUUCCGUACGGCUGCCUGCCGUUGGCGGCCGGUGGUUGCUUGCUGGUUGGUUUAGUGGUUCCGUACAUUAUUGCAGUGCGUUUGGGCCAUGUUUACCCGAUUUUGCCGUUUAUUAGCGAUACAGGCGCACUCCAUCCCGAAAACUGUGUAUUUGGCCAGAUGCUGAACCUGACCAGUUUCUUUCUUGUCUUCAUAGUGUACAUCCGGCAUAAGCAAGUGACCCAGGAGGGACCCACUGAAUUACUGGAAUUCAACAAAGCGUCCACAUUACUGGGCUACACGGCCGCGCUUUUCAUUAGUUUAGUGGGCAAUGUACAGAUCGACGUGAAUUCCCAACAUGCCAUCGAGACGGAAGUUCACCUGUUUAGCGCAUUUAUGGCUUUCGGUGGUGGCUUGCUGUUCAGCUUGACACAGAGCUGGAUAACCUACAAGCUGGCCGACGAUUUCUGGUCUUAUAGCAUGGCUGCUCUUCGCUUCACUUUGACAUUCGCGGGUGUUGUCUUCAGCGUCACUCUUCUUGAAUUUCGAGAACUAGCCAAUGCGGAAUUUAAUGGAACAUACGCCCAAACGCUGCACUGGAACCCACACGACGGGGGCUAUGUGAACCACGUCUACAGCUCGGUAUCUGAAUAUAUGAUGGGCUUCAUAUUAACUGCAUUGGUCCUGUCGUUGUACAAGGAGUUCAGCGCCAUCAAACCACCGACUGGAGACAAGAAUAACCCGGUGGCAAAGGUCGCCGCAAAGGGUGACAUUGAGAUUGCACGUGAUUCUCUGGUGUCUUCUCUAUAGUGGAGUUUUAGUACAUUCUUGGUUUUAUGAUUUUUUUUUCUCCAAAAAUGGAUGGAGCUGUUUCAGCCUCAGGUGUGACACACCUCAGGUGUGUCAGGAUUUUUCCGGAUUAAAUACUGUUUUGGUCAUGAUCUGCCUGAUUUCAGGAUUGUUUUUGUCAGGAUUUUUUCCCCUCCGAUUUCAGGGUUUAAGAAUCCAUUUUGUAAUGUGGAUUUCCUGAGGCUUUAGCGUAAAAGUAUUUUUUACCUGUAUGAUAAGUAUAAAAGAUUAUAGCACAAACGAAAUUUGUAUUAUAAGGUGUGUCUUUGGCCCACAACUUACCAUGGAUCCUACGUUGCAAUGGGGCGGGCCCGCGGGGACCUCAAACGCUUUGCCGGUUAUUUCGUGGAUUUGCAUUUUCCCCAAAUCCUACCCAUGGAAGUGUCAUAGGUUUUACUCAGUAUUACCAACAUUAUUAUGACUACAAUAAUAUUCAGUUCUACAUCAUUUAAGUGUUAUAUGGUUUGUCUUCUUGUGAUGAUGACAUUGUAUAACUAUUGAGUAUACAUAUAUAUUUGACUUUUGUCUUUUGCUUGGAUUUACCAGGUUUGGUCAGUUAUGAUUAAAGCUAUAGUCCAUCAUUUGCAGCCAUCCGAAAAAGUAACUGGCGUAUUAUUGUUGAAAAACAUAC
Molecule: messenger RNA, 1607 nt
Organism: Patiria miniata (bat star)
Lineage: Eukaryota; Metazoa; Echinodermata; Asteroidea; Valvatida; Asterinidae
Product: DNA damage-regulated autophagy modulator protein 2-like
Exons: 7
Coding region: 125-937 (270 amino acids)
Source: RefSeq, a predicted model, not a curated record